UGCUGCAUCUCGAGAUUCGCCGUAUCCUUCUCAAUCCCACAGCUUGUCUCCUCUGACCCUUUUUUUUGUUAAGUCUCAGAUUGAAUCAGAGAGAAAACGAGUGAUUUUGUUUUCUUAUUUUUGUUCUUGUUCCAGAUCCAGAUAUUCCCGUAUAGUCAAGGUUUUAGCCAGUCAACAUGGCGUCGGCUGCAGGGCCUGAGAACAAGUGGCUCAGGGGGAGAGUGAAGGCUGUGACUUCUGGGGACUGCUUGGUGAUUACGGCUUUGAGCCACAGCAAGCCCGGUCCUCCACCGGAAAAGACCAUCACUCUGUCUUCUCUCAUGUCACCGAAGCUCGCUCGCAGGGGAGGCCUAGAUGAACCUUUUGCAUGGGAAAGCAGGGAGUUUCUCAGGACACUUUGCAUAGGAAAGGAGGUUGUAUUCAAAGUGGAUUACAAAGUGGAGGCCAUUGCUGGCAGAGAGUUUGGCUCUGUUUUCCUUGGCAAUGAAAAUGUUGCUAUGCUUGUUGUUGCUGCUGGAUGGGCAAAGGUCAGGGAGCCAGGCCAGCAAAAUCAGGAUAAGGUCAGUCCUUACAUUGCAGAAUUGCUGCGUCUUGAAGAGCAGGCCAAGCAAGAAGGGCUUGGUCGCUGGAGCAAGGUUCCAGGUGCCGCUGAGGCAUCUAUCAGAAAUCUUCCUCCUUCUGCCAUUGGGGAUUCUGGUAACUUUGAUGCCAUGGGACUUUUAGCUGCAAACAAAGGCAAGCCCAUGGAGGGUAUUGUCGAGCAAGUCCGUGACGGCAGUACUGUUCGGGUCUAUCUUCUUCCAGACUUUCGGUUUGUGCAAGUAUUUGUUGCGGGAGUUCAGGCUCCAUCAGUGGGAAGGAGACCUGCAGCUGAUAGUUUUAUUGAGACAGAUGUUACCUCAUCUGAGCCAAAUGGAGAUGUUUCUACAGAACCACAUGCUCCUCUAACAUCAGCUCAGAGACUUGCUGCCUCUUCAGCAUCAUCUGGCGAGUCUUCUCCUGAUCCAUUUUCAAUGGAAGCUAAGUACUUUACUGAGCUUCGUGUUCUGAGUAGAAAUGUCCGCAUUGUUUUGGAAGGUGUUGAUAAGUUCAGCAAUCUGAUUGGAUCAGUUCAUUACUCUGAUGGGGAAACAGUGAAGGACUUGGGAUUGGAGCUCGUUGAGAAUGGUCUUGCUAAGUAUGUUGAAUGGAGUGCUAACAUGAUGGAAGAUGAAGCCAAGAGGAAACUCAAAGCUGCAGAGCUUCAAGCCAAGAAAACCCGGUUGAGAAUGUGGACAAACUAUGUUCCUCCAGCCACAAACUCAAAAGCGAUUCAUGACCAGAACUUUACGGGAAAGGUAGUGGAAGUUGUAAGUGGGGACUGUGUUAUCGUUGCCGAUGAUUCUAUUCCAUACGGGAGCCCAUUGGCAGAAAGACGAGUCAAUCUUUCGAGUAUCAGGUGUCCCAAAAUGGGUAAUCCGCGAAGAGAUGAAAAACCAGCCCCUUACGCUCGGGAAGCUAGGGAAUUUUUGAGACAACGGCUCAUUGGCAGACAAGUUGUUGUUCAGAUGGAAUACUCAAGGAAGGUCGGCCCAGCAGAUGGUCCUACUACUUCUGGGGCUGGUGAUUCCAGAGUCAUGGAUUUUGGCUCGGUGUUCCUUGCCUCUCCCUCCAAGGGUGAUUCUGAUGAAACUCCAUCGCCUGCUGCAGCUACUGCCGGCGGCCAGCAGCCGGGAACGAAUAUCGCAGAGCUUAUUGUUGCCCGUGGUUUUGCAACUGUGGUUAGGCAUCGGGAUUUUGAGGAAAGAUCGAACUACUACGACGCUCUUUUGGCUGCUGAAUCCUGUGCUAUUACUGGGAAGAAGGGAAUCCAUUCUGCAAGGGAUCCUCCAGUCAUGCACAUCACUGAUCUUACAACGGCCUCAGUCAAGAAGGCUAGGGAUUUCUUGCCAUUCCUGCAUCGAAGCAGGAGAACCGCUGCUGUUGUGGAAUAUGUCCUCAGUGGACAUCGGUGUAAGCUUCUGAUUCCAAAGGAAACAUGCAGUAUUGCCUUUUCAUUCUCUGGUGUCAGAUGCCCUGGCAGAGACGAGCCUUAUUCCGAUGAAGCAGUUGCUUUGAUGAGACGAAGGAUUAUGCAGAGAGAUGUUGAGAUUGAAGUUGAGACUGUGGAUAGAACGGGUACUUUCUUGGGAUCAAUGUGGGAGUCCAGGACAAACAUGGCUGUGGUUCUUCUUGAAUCCGGCCUAGCAAAGAUGACUAGCUUCGGUGCAGACAGGAUCCCUGAGGCUCACCUUCUUGAACAGGCUGAACGAUCUGCUAAAAGUCAGAAACUGAAGAUUUGGGAAAACUAUGUUGAAGGAGAAGAAGUCUCGAAUGGUUCUAAUGUAGAAACUAAGCAGAAGGAAACAUUGAAGGUUGCUGUUACAGAAGUACUUGGAGGUGGUAAAUUCUAUGUUCAAUCAGUUGGUGAUCAGAAAGUAACCUCGAUCCAGCACCAACUUGCUACCUUGAAUCUCAAAGACGCACCCGUCAUUGGGGCGUUCAACCCUAAGAAGGGCGACAUUGUCCUUGCACAGUUCAGCCUCGACAAAUCCUGGAACCGUGCCAUGAUUGUAAAUGGACCCCGAGGAGCCGUUCAGUCCCCAGAGGACAAAUUCGAAGUAUUCUACAUCGACUAUGGGAACCAAGAGAUGGUUCCAUACAGCGGAAUACGUCCAGUGGAUCCUUCAGUAUCAUCUGCCCCGGGGUUGGCACAGCUAUGCAGGCUCGCGUACGUGAAGGUCCCGAACCUGGAAGAGGACUUUGGGCCGGAAGCGGCAGAGUAUCUGAGCAAUGUGACGCUGGGAAGUGGGAGAGAGUUCAGGGCAGUGGUAGAGGAGAGGGACACUUCUGGAGGCAAAGUCAAAGGCCAAGGGACUGGAACAGAACUCGCUGUCACUCUUGUCGCUGUUGAUGAUGAGCUCUCCGUCAAUGCCUCGAUGCUUCAGGAAGGGAUUGCGAGGAUGGAGAAACAGAAGAAAUGGGAGCCGAAAGAGAAACAGGCGGCGCUCAACAGUCUGGAGAAGUUCCAAGAGGAAGCACGAAAGUCCAGGACAGGAAUCUGGCAGUACGGCGAUAUCCAAUCGGACGAUGAGGACACCACUCCCAUCAGAAAGCCCGGCCGCAGGUAGGUAAGUUUAAUCCCGCGGAGAGAGUUAGGUAAUUUAUGGUCGGAAACCAGAGACAUCAUAUGAUAAGUAUCUCGGCAUCAGUUAUCUCUGAGUUGAGCAAAUGUUUGUUUGCUUGAACGAAGCUUCUGUAACGUUUUAGAGUUCUUUUUGUGUGUGUGUGUGUUGGGUUUAAUUCAAUCACUACCUAGACAGACACAGGGAGUUUCUUGGUUUUCUUUUUUGUUCUCUUCCCGACAGAAGAGUGGUAAUAAAGGCGGGAAAGAAGUACGUUACUUUUA
Molecule: messenger RNA, 3427 nt
Organism: Tarenaya hassleriana
Lineage: Eukaryota; Viridiplantae; Streptophyta; Magnoliopsida; Brassicales; Cleomaceae
Product: staphylococcal nuclease domain-containing protein 1-like
Exons: 18
Coding region: 177-3149 (990 amino acids)
Biological process (GO): regulatory ncRNA-mediated gene silencing; mRNA catabolic process
Cellular component (GO): nucleus; RISC complex; cytosol
Molecular function (GO): RNA binding; nuclease activity
Source: RefSeq, a predicted model, not a curated record